AGAGUGAAAGGAGACUCGGUUCAACGUGACGUUCAUCAAAUGAAACAGAAAGUCUUUCAGAGCAACAGCUGAGCCUCUGUCCAGACAAAUGUCUCUGUCACUCAAAAGGUUUCAUCAACAACACAGCAGAGCCUCCGAACACCGGUUGUAGAGAUGUCUGCUGCCAGCUGUCUGCUGACUGAAGAUCAGUUCCUGUGCUCCAUCUGUCUGGAUGUCUUCACUGAUCCUGUCACCAUACCAUGUGGACACAACUUCUGUCAAAACUGCAUCACCACACACUGGCUUGUUAGUGCCUCCUGUCAGUGUCCCAACUGCAAAGAGAUUUUCUACAGGCGACCUGAGCUGAAGAUCAACACUUUCAUCAAAGAGAUGGCUGCUCAGUUCAGACAGUCAGCUCAGCAGAAAUCCAGCAGCAGCAGCUCAGAGAGACAAGUUUCCAAACCAGGAGAAGUUCCCUGUGACGUCUGCACUGGAACCAAAGUGAAGGCCCUGAAGUCCUGCCUGGUGUGUCUGGCUUCUUACUGUGAGACUCACCUGGAGCCUCAUCUGACCAUGUCAGGUCUGAGGAGACAUCAGCUGAUGGACCCUGUGGAGAACCUAGAAGGCAGGUUGUGCACAAAGCAUGACAAACUGCUUGAAAUGUUCUGCAGGAACGACCAGAGGUGUGUCUGCGUGCUGUGCUCAGUUACAGACCACAAGACUCAUGAUGUUGUUCCUCUGAAAGAAGAAUAUGAAGGAAAGAAGGCCCAGCUGGGGAAGACAGAGGCUGAAAUCCAGCAGAUGAUCCAGAAGAGACGAGUGAAGGUUGAAGAGCUCAAACACUCAGUGGAGCUCAGUGAUGAGAACGCAGACAGAGAGAUAGGAGAAGGUGUUGGAGUCUUCAAUGCACUGAUGGAGACUGUAGAGAGGAAGCUCAACAUGAUAAUCGACACAAUCAAAGUGAAGCAGAGAGAGACGAAGAAACAGGCUGAAGGCUUCAUCAGAGAGCUGGAACAGGAAAUCUCUGAGCUGGAGAAGAGACGUGCUGAGGUGGAGCAGCUCUCACGCUCUGAAGACCACCUCCAACUCCUCCAGAACUUCACGUCUCUGAACGCUGCUCCACCCACCAAGGACUGGACUGAAGUCAGAGUCCAUCCACCUUCAUAUGAGGGGACUGUGGUGAGAGCUGUGAAGCAGCUGGAGGAGACCAUCAGUGAACAGAUGAAGAAGCUGAUUGAGGCUGAUCUGAGAUGGGUCCAGCAGUAUGCUGCAUAUGUUAGACUUGAUCCUGAUCUAGUUCAUCCCAAAGCUCCUGACAGACCCCAGGCUAAUAACUGUAGAUGUGUCUUAUCAAAGAAUGCUUUCAUUUCAGGAAGAUUUUACUUUGAAGUUGUGGUUAAAAAGUGGUCCAUUUGGACUCUUGGAGUGGUGAGAAAGUUGAGCAACAUGAAGGAAACCUUCACACUGAGCCCCACAAACGGUCACUGGACGGUGUGUCUGGAUGGUCAGGGUGGGUACUUCGCUGCUGCUGGCCCAUCAGUCCGUCUCUCUCUGAAGUGUCGUCCUAAUAGGGUGGGGGUGUUUGUGGAUUAUGAGGAGGGUCUGGUCUCCUUUUAUGACGUUGAUGCUGCAGCUCUGAUCUACUCCUUUACUGGCUGCUCCUUCACUGAGAAAAUCUACCCAUUCUUCAGUACCUGUCAGAAUGAUGGGUCCACAAUCCACAGCUCUGACUUGGGGUGUAUUUUACGAUGAGAAGAAACACUUUUCAUUUAAGAGUAGCUGUCUGGGGUGCAUCCACCCUGGAAUUUAAAAUUAAGGCCUUUAGGCAUCAUCUGUAACAACAAGGUGGCUUAUUUAGUCAUGACCAAUGACCCGAGAAGCAGCAAUGACUUUGUGACAGGGAUGCUAUGUGAAGGACUUCUCUCUUCCUGUGGGCCACAGCAGUCCAGAGCAGCAUCAGGAGAUGUAGCACAGGCUGCGAGUGAGGAGUCCAGGAUGUGGAGGGGCAGGAGAUGAUGGAGGACUGUGAAUGAUAGUCGAUUCCCUCUAGACCGUUUGAAUGUUAUGGAAUGGUUGAAUGCUAUUAACCCAAUUUUUGCACUUAAAACUGCCAGAAUACUAUAAUCAAUGCAUGCAAUUUUUAAUACAAAUUAAAAAUGCUGAGAUGAAUGCUCUGACAUGUAGGUGGAAGAUUUAAAGACAUGAAUAUAAUCUUUAUAGAAUGUGUUCAAACAACACAUGAGGCAGUUUUGGCUGUUUCAUUACAGAUAAAUAUAAUCCAAUUUGACAAUUCUAAAUCUAUGCAAGGUAUGCAGUGGUUCUUAACGUUGGGGUCGAGCCCCCACGGGGGUCACCAGAUGCCUUAAAAAAAUAGAGAAUAUUUUUUAAACGCUAUUAAACUGUAUAUUUUAGCCAUUUGAAUGAAAAUAUAAGCAUGCCAUUAGUUAAAUAUAAAAUUAAAAUCAGUAGCUUUCGUGCUAGCAUCCCAAAUAACUGUUCCCUCAUUUGGGAGCUGACAAUCGUGUCAAACUGUUACGGGACUUUUAAACUGAAAAUAUCUGUUUGCGCCACUUUUUAACCAUGUUCCAUACCCAAUUUUGCCACUAUCACUGACAACUUCUCCUCAAUUUUUUGCACAAUUCUGACCCCUUUUUGCCACUUUUAACCACUUUUGCCACUUUACACCAAUUUUGCCUGAUUUUAACCAGUUUUCCUCACCUUUUCCCACCAAUUUUUACACAUUGUUCACACUUUUUUGUCAACCUUUGCCUAUUGCUGCUUCUGUUGACCCAUUAUUAGCACUAAUAGCCCCUUUUUACCACUUUUGACACCCAUUUUUACCUGUUUUAACCACAUGCUUAAAUGAACUUGCUCCUCCACCUUUCUGCACAUAUAUAAGGAGACUCCAGAGCUGCAGCAGAUCCACCAGAGCAGCUUCGAGUGGAAACUGUGUCAUUUCAUUUCACAACAUCAUUUGCUCAGACUGCAUUCUCUGUGAAAGGAGUGAAAUUCUGGAAUUCUCUACCUGAACAUCUGAAAUGUAUCACAAACUUCAGCACCUUUAAGAGAGCUACCAAAUCCUGGUUAUUUCAGCAACAGAGCUGCUCUCAUGUUUGAUUUUCUGUAACAUUGUCACUGUUUAAUGUUUUUUUUACUGUCUCUAUUGUACCCUGUCACUUUUUAUCUUUUUAAUCAACUGUUUUAGCUUUUUAUUCUUACAAAAGCCUUUCUAGGGAUGGGUGUUGCAAAUUAGCAUUCGCUACCAACACUAUGAUACUUGCAAUGGAUGCCUGUUCUCAGUUGUCUAUGUUUAUUGUAUCUGUCCCUAAUAAAUAAACCUUAAUAAUAAUAACAUA
Messenger RNA from Cheilinus undulatus (humphead wrasse), 3335 nucleotides. Its product is annotated as E3 ubiquitin/ISG15 ligase TRIM25-like. The transcript has 2 exons. Lineage: Eukaryota; Metazoa; Chordata; Actinopteri; Labriformes; Labridae. Bases 154 to 1731 code for a protein of 525 amino acids. The record is from RefSeq and is a predicted model, not a curated record. Gene Ontology annotation, molecular function: zinc ion binding; protein binding.